Musa acuminata subsp. malaccensis (wild Malaysian banana) is the source of this 2794-nucleotide messenger RNA. RefSeq names its product cullin-1. Gene Ontology annotation, biological process: ubiquitin-dependent protein catabolic process; protein ubiquitination. Gene Ontology annotation, cellular component: cullin-RING ubiquitin ligase complex. Gene Ontology annotation, molecular function: ubiquitin protein ligase binding. Lineage: Eukaryota; Viridiplantae; Streptophyta; Magnoliopsida; Zingiberales; Musaceae. The record is from RefSeq and is a predicted model, not a curated record.
CUCUUCUAUUUCCAUCGCCAUCGACCUUCUUCCUGACCACAGCGACCUCCUUCGAAGCUUUUCCGACUCCCCCACCUCUUCCUAGGGUUAGCGUAUCGAUCGAUCUCAGGGUUUGACUCGAUCCCCUUGCCUUCCUCUCCUACCGGGUGAUCGCGCGCAGGGUUCCGAUUCGUGUAGGAUUCGGUCGAGGGGGGAUCUGGGGCGCAGCGGAGGAUGUCGAUGCACGAGAGGAAGACGAUCGAUUUGGAGCAGGGAUGGGAAUUCAUGCAGAAGGGCGUCACCAAACUGAAGAACAUCUUGGAGGGGCUCCCCGAGCCGCAGUUCAGCUCAGAGGACUACAUGAUGCUCUACACGACUAUAUACAACAUGUGCACACAGAAACCCCCGCACGAUUACUCCCAACAGCUAUAUGACAAGUACAGAGAGUCGUUUCAGGAGUACAUUACUUCCAUGGUUUUGCCAUCUUUGAGAGAAAAGCAUGAUGAAUUUAUGUUGAGGGAACUAGUCAAAAGAUGGUUAAAUCAUAAGGUUAUGGUCAGGUGGCUUUCACGUUUCUUUCAUUACCUUGAUCGUUAUUUCAUCGCGCGAAGGUCGCUUCCACCACUGAACGAAGUUGGGCUUACUUGCUUUCGCGACUUGGUUUAUCAAGAGAUUAAAGGAAAAGUUAAAGAUGCAGUCAUUUCCUUGAUUGAUCAAGAGCGUGAGGGGGAACAAAUUGAUAGAGCUUUAUUGAAGAAUGUCUUGGACAUUUUCGUUGAGAUUGGGUUGGGUAACAUGGACUGCUAUGAAAAUGACUUUGAAGCAGAUCUGCUUAAAGAUACUGCAGCUUAUUAUUCUAGGAAAGCUUCAAAUUGGAUUCUAGAAGAUUCAUGUCCAGAUUACAUGUUAAAGGCUGAAGAGUGCUUAAAGCGGGAGAAGGAUAGGGUUGCUCAUUACUUGCACUCUAGCAGUGAACAAAAGUUGUUAGAGAAAGUGCAACAUGAGUUACUAUUUGCAUAUGCAAGCCAACUUUUGGAGAAGGAACAUUCUGGGUGCCAUGCCUUACUUCGAGAUGACAAGGUGGAUGACCUCUCUCGUAUGUAUAGGCUCUUUUGCAGAAUACCUCGUGGCCUAGAUCCUGUUUCUCAGAUAUUUAAGCAGCAUGUGACCGCUGAGGGUACAGCAUUGGUUAAACAAGCAGAAGAUGCUGCAAGCAACAAGAAGGCAGAGAAAAGGGAUGUGGUUGGCCUCCAAGAACAGGUUUUUGUCAGAAAGGUUAUUGAGCUGCAUGACAAGUACUUGUCUUAUGUGAAUGACUGCUUUCAGAAUCAUUCCCUUUUCCAUAAGGCACUCAAAGAGGCUUUUGAGGUUUUCUGUAACAAAGGUGUUGCAGGAAGCUCAAGUGCUGAGUUGCUGGCGACUUUCUGUGAUAAUAUUCUUAAGAAGGGUGGAAGUGAGAAACUCAGUGACGAAGCAAUUGAGGAGACACUUGAGAAAGUCGUGAGGUUGCUUGCUUAUAUCAGUGACAAAGAUCUGUUUGCCGAGUUCUAUAGGAAGAAGCUUGCUCGGAGGUUGCUCUUUGACAAAAGUGCUAAUGAUGACCAUGAGAGGAGUAUUUUGACAAAGUUAAAGCAGCAAUGUGGAGGACAGUUCACCUCAAAGAUGGAGGGCAUGGUGACUGAUUUAACGCUUGCCAGAGAAAACCAAUCUAAUUUUGAGGACUAUCUCAACAUUAAUCCUCAGGCAAAUCCAGGGAUAGAUCUCACUGUCACCGUUCUGACAACGGGAUUCUGGCCAAGUUACAAAUCAUUUGAUCUCAACCUUCCUGCUGAAAUGGUAAAAUGUGUAGAAGUUUUUAGAGAGUUCUAUCAGACAAAAACCAAACAUAGGAAGCUUACAUGGAUUUAUUCUUUGGGGACAUGUAACCUCAUUGGAAAGUUUGAGCCCAAGACAAUGGAGCUUAUUGUCACAACUUAUCAGGCGGCGGCUUUGCUUCUUUUUAAUGCCUCAGAUAGAUUGAGUUAUUCAGAGAUCAUGGCUCAGCUUAACUUGACCGAUGAUGAUGUUAUCAGAUUGCUUCACUCCCUUUCUUGUGCCAAGUAUAAGAUUCUCAAUAAAGAGCCAUAUACGAAAUCUAUUUCUCCGAAUGACGUCUUUGAGUUUAAUUCCAAAUUCAGUGACAAAAUGAGAAGGAUCAAGAUACCUCUUCCACCAGUGGAUGAAAAGAAGAAGGUAAUAGAAGAUGUUGACAAGGAUCGAAGAUAUGCUAUUGAUGCCUCCAUUGUGCGCAUUAUGAAAAGUCGUAAAGUUUUGGGUCAUCAACAGUUAGUGAUGGAAUGCGUCGAACAGCUUGGUCGCAUGUUCAAGCCUGACUUUAAAGCAAUUAAGAAAAGAAUAGAAGAUUUGAUCACCAGAGAGUAUUUAGAGCGGGACAAGGACAACCCAAAUCUUUUCAGAUACCUGGCCUGAUUGAUCUGAUCUCUUUGGAGAAACACACGCCCUUCCAUGUCUUUCAGGCUCCCAGCAAUGUCGACCAUGAAGCUAAUAAAGGCUGUUGAAAUCUAUAGCUGCACAGGCUGGAGAUUGCUAACAAAAUUUCAAGACUUUGGUGGCAACUUCCUUUGUAUAUUCAUCUGUUUCAAGUAACUGCUUCGACUUCUGCUCCAAAGGGAAGCACCGUGUGGUACGAAAUUCCUGUACUGGAAUUGUGUUGUUAAGGAAUUUGAUACUGUAAUCAUCGGAUGAUCCCUGACCUUCUUCAAAUAUUCUAUUCUAUAUUUUUGUUCAAUGUCAUCUGGUAAUUAUGUUAUUGUGA